This is a messenger RNA of Iphiclides podalirius (scarce swallowtail), 210 nucleotides long. The record is from the annotation of a GenBank genome assembly. Lineage: Eukaryota; Metazoa; Arthropoda; Insecta; Lepidoptera; Papilionidae.
AUGUUGAACUGCACGGACCUGGAGUGCAUCCUGCACCACCACCACUAUUACGCCCACCUGCAUCACAUACACCACCUGCAGAAUGCGCAGGAAUCAGGAAAGCAUCAACAAGAUCAGCAGAAAUUUAUUGGUCUCUACGUAAUAGAGAAUGGGGCAAAUCGGCAGGAGCGAGGAUAUCGGUAUGAAGACAUCGGGCGUUCGAGUCGCCCG